AAAAAACGCCAACACUAUUUAUUCUUUCUCCAUCACGCAGUCGCAGUGCACCAUCCGAUUCUGGGAGAUUUUUCUUUUAAUAGAAAGACCGCCGCAGCGAUCACGCUUUUCUCCGUAGCUACUAGCGAUUAGCGAUUUUCAUGGCCAUGGGUUCUUUGAACAACGACAACGACGGCUCCCGUGCUUUCGGAUGCUCUCCCGGAAUGGAGAAGUUCCUCUGCGACCGUUUGGGCGACCCGGCCCAGCCGAUCUCGGAGCGGUUUAGAGCCCUCUUCUCCCUUCGCAACCUCAAAGGUCCCGCCCCUCGCGACGCCCUUAUCCUCGCGACAAGGGAUUCAUCAAAUUUGUUGGCACACGAGGCUGCAUUUGCGUUGGGUCAAAUGCAAGAUGAGGGAGCUAUUCCAGCCCUGAUUUCUGUACUCAACGAUCUUUCUUUGCAUCCCAUUGUUCGCCACGAAGCAGCAGAAGCACUGGGUGCAAUUGGGUUGGAGACUAAUGUUCCUUUUCUGAAAAAUAGUUUGGUCUUGGAUCCGGCUCAGGAGGUUCGAGAAACCUGUGAAUUGGCUCUAAACCGGAUUGAGCAAAUGAAGAGUGCUGGAGGGAACGAUGAAGAAAGAUCGCCUUUUAUGUCUGUUGAUCCUGCUGCUCCUGCGUCUUCUUGCUCCUCAGUAGAUCAGCUAAGGAAAGUACUUUUGAAUGAAGAAAAAGGCAUGUACGAGAGGUAUGCAGCUCUUUUUGCACUUAGAAAUCAUGGUGGAGAUGAAGCUGUUUCUGCUAUAAUUGAUUCUCUGGGUUCUCAUAGCGCUCUACUGAAACACGAGGUUGCCUACGUACUAGGUCAACUGCAAGACAAAGCUGCUUCAGCUGCACUUUCCAAAAUACUUAGGGAUGUGAAGGAGCAUCCCAUGGUUAGACAUGAAGCUGCUGAAGCUCUUGGUUCCAUUGCAGAUCUCCAAAGUAUAGCACUUCUUGAGGAAUUUGUCAAGGAUCUUGAGCCUAUUGUCUCGCAAAGUUGUGAAGUUGCUCUAAGCAUGCUGGAGUUUGAAAGAUCAGGAAAAUCAUUUGAGUACCUUUUCCAAAAUCCUCUUGUGCAUUAAAUGGUCCAAGCUUUUCAAGUAUCAAUCAUUCCAGCUGUGCCAAUAUUUUGAAGAAUGAUCUGCAAGAUAAAAGAGAGUACUGGACCUGUGUUGCAUGACUCUGCUAACUUAUGACAUAGACGUGAACUGAGGUCACAAUUCGAAGGUCUAUCACUAAUCUGGUUAGGAUUCUAUUUCAGAACGUUGUUGUGAAACCUUCAAUUAAAUUAUCCCAUUCCCGUGGUUUCUUUGGGAAUAAUAUAGUAAGUGGCACUGUUGGAUGUAACAUAAUGAAUGUAUAGACUGCUCAUCAACAAAAGUAUUGCAAGGCGGUUCAGCAGAUUUCAUCAAA
Messenger RNA from Juglans microcarpa x Juglans regia, 1428 nucleotides. Its product is annotated as deoxyhypusine hydroxylase. The record is from RefSeq and is a predicted model, not a curated record. The transcript is spliced from 7 exons. Gene Ontology annotation, biological process: peptidyl-hypusine biosynthetic process. Gene Ontology annotation, molecular function: deoxyhypusine monooxygenase activity. The coding region runs from base 141 to 1097 and encodes 318 amino acids. Lineage: Eukaryota; Viridiplantae; Streptophyta; Magnoliopsida; Fagales; Juglandaceae.